This is a messenger RNA of Rhopilema esculentum, 2875 nucleotides long. Its product is annotated as major vault protein. The record is from RefSeq and is a predicted model, not a curated record. Gene Ontology annotation, cellular component: cytoplasm; nucleus. NCBI's taxonomy places the organism in Eukaryota, Metazoa, Cnidaria, Scyphozoa, Rhizostomeae, Rhizostomatidae.
UUUCAGCCAAUCAGGUUCGCGCAGCAUGAAACCAAGCGACCUUCCGCCUACCAAAGCCCACUGGAUUCUUCCUUGCUGAAAUCUGCACAAGUUGAGGGUAAUCUUGAGGUUGGCUAAAAUUGGAUUGAAGUCAAGAUGGAUAAGAGAAACUCAAAAGGUGCACAACCAGAUGACAGUCUGUUCCGCAUUGCACCUUAUUUUUAUCUCCAUGUGCUUGAUCAAAAUAGUAAUGUUACAAGGGUUGAAGUUGGCCCAAAAACCUAUGUCAGGCAAGACAAUGAAAAGGUUGUUUUUGGCCCAGAAAAGAUGAUAACCAUACCUCCAAGACACUACUGCAUUGUUGAAAAUCCAGUAUUGAAGGACAAAACUGGCAAAGUUAUCCUUGAUGAGCACGGCCAGGUUAAAUUGAAACAUGCUGAUCUUGAUGUCCGUCUUGCCCAAGACCCUUUCCCUCUCUACCCUGGCGAAGAACUCAAACAACCACCAACAUCUCUUAGAGUUGUUCCUGCCAACUCAGCCCUCCGUCUGAGGGCUGUUCUUGACUUUGAGGAUCAAAGCGGUGAAAAGAAAGUGGCUGGAGAUGAAUACUUGUUCGAAGGACCAGGAACAUACAUUCCAAGAAAAGAGGUUGAGGUCUUGGAGACUAUCAGAGCCACAGUAAUAAAGCCAAACCAGGCCUUGAAAUUGAGGGCCAGAGGAGAAACUAAGGAUCGCAAUGGCAAUUUUCGAGUGACUGGUGAGGAAUGGCUUGUGAAAAAGGUGGGCGCAUACCUCCCAGGUGCCUAUGAAGAAGUUGUUGAUAUUGUCAAGGCUACAGUAUUAACAGAAAAGAAGGCGCUUCAUAUGCGCUCCACAAGAACCUUCACAGAUGAUCGUGGCAAUGUUCGUAAAAACGGCGAAGAAUGGUUAAUUACUUUUCAAGACACUGAGGCGCACAUACCUGGCAUCUACGAAGAGGUUGUUGAUGUGGUCAAGAUCACAACGUUGAACAACAGACAGUACUGUGUUAUCAUGGACCCUGUAGGAAAGGAUGGCAAGCCUCAAAUGGGACAGAAGAAGCUCAUCAAGGGUGAAAAGUCUUUCUUUCUGAGGCCAGGAGAAAGACUGGAGAAUGAAAUACAAAGUGUGUAUAUUCUUGGUGAAGAUGGCGGACUUAUUCUCCGGGCUAUCGAAGAAUUCGAGGAGGAGAACAAGAAGAUUAAACGCAAGCCUGGUGAUAAGUGGAUGAUCAGAGGUCCUUGCGAGUAUGUGCCCCCCGUCGAAGUAGAAGUCGUUAGCAGAAGAACGGCUAUUCCACUCGAUGCCAACGAGGGGGUAUAUGUGCGUGACAUACGGACUGGCAAGGUUCGGGCAGAAAUAGGCAACACCUACAUGUUAACCCAGGACGAGGAAUUAUGGGAGAAGACACUACCUCCUGUUGUAGAAGACUUGAUAACCCAAGGAAAGGACCCCCUCUCGGGGCGUAGUGAAAGGGGUGGAGGCAGUGAUACAGGGAAGGCACGAGAUAAAACAAAAGUAGUUACGUUCAGAGUGCCCCAUAAUGCAGCAGUUCAGAUUUAUGAUUACAAAGAAAAGAAAGCAAGGGUUGUGUUUGGACCAGACCUUGUAAUGCUCGGACCUGAUGAGCAAUUCACUCUGUUAAGUCUGUCUGGGGGCAAGCCCAAGAGACCAAAUGUCAUAAAAGCCCUUUGUCUCCUCCUCGGCCCAGACUUCUGUACUGAUAUUGUUGUUGUGGAAACGGCAGAUCACGCAAGACUGUCGCUUCAGCUUUCAUACAAUUGGAACUUCUUUGUUGAUCCAAAGAGUGACGAAGACAAAGCUAAGUUGUUCUCUGUGCCAGAUUUUGUUGGUGAUCUCUGUAAAGCAAUUGCAUCGAGAGUGAGAGGUGCUGUUGCCGGGGUCAAAUUUGACGACUUCCACAAGAACUCUGCCAAAAUCAUCCGCUCUUCUGUGUUCGGCUUUGAUGACAAGAUGAAGGUUCGUGACAAAUUCACCUUCCCUGCCAACAACCUCAACAUCACGAGUGUUGACAUUCAGUCGGUUGAGCCUGUAGACCAACGCACCCGAGACGCUUUGCAGAAAUCAGUUCAGCUUGCAAUCGAGAUCACUACUGCCUCACAAGAGGCUGCUGCAAGACAUGAAGCUGACCGGCUUGAACAAGAAGCAAAAGGGAGACUUGAACGCCAGAAGAUCUCAGAUGAGGCUGAAGCUGAAAAAUCACGCAGAGAACUACUCGAGCUGCAAGCCCAGAGCGCUGCUGUUGAGUCCACUGGGCAGGCGAAGGCAGAGGCGCAAUCUCGAGCUGAAGCUUCGAGAAUCGAAGGCGAGGCUGCUGUGCAGCAAGCUAGACUGAAAGCCCAAGCUGCAUCGAUUGAAGCGGACUCAGAACUCGGCAGGCUGACAAAAGCCCGUGAAGCGGAGACGCAUUAUGUGAAGGAGCAGAACGAGCUUGAAAUCAAGAAGGCAAGUGAAAUGGCAGAGAUCGAUAGCGCCAAGUUCAAGGAAAUGGUUGACUCCAUUGGGGCAAAUACCAUCCAGGCCAUUGCAACAGCAGGUCCAGAGAUGCAGGUGAAAUUGUUGCAGUCUUUGGGUUUAAAGUCAACACUUAUUACUGAUGGCGAAUCGCCCAUCAACUUGUUCAAUACUGCACAAGGACUGAUUGGUGCUCUGGAGUCACCAUAGGACCUGGUCAGAGAUGAACAUGUUGACGAAAAAAAUAGUGAUUUCACAUAAGCGAUUUCACAUAAUUAUAUUUGUAUUUCUGUACACUUUUUUACAAUACUGCAACGUCUUUUGAGGCCUUGGCACUAACUACACGUCACAAUUAGAGCAAUUAUUGAUUAUCGUAUUUUGAAUCUCAAAUAAUAUGGAAAAA